CAAGAAAACUAUGGUUAAAUUUUUAAUAUUACAGAAUGCAGAUGUUUUCGCAGUUGAUAAGCUACACAGAACAUCCCUCAUGUUUGCGGCAUGGUAUAGUUCGGAAAACAUAGUGAACAUUCUUCUUGAACUAGGGGUUGAUGUGCUUUCUGAAGUCAUUGCUGGACAUUCUGCUGGGGAUUAUGCUCUUCAAAAACGUAAUAUGGAAAAUUACCAACUCAUUUCUUUUUCUCGAGGAAAUGCUGUACUUAAGAAGACUGUAAAUACAAAUCCAGGAGCAGAAGAUGAAGCUAAAGAAUCAACUUCGGACCCUGAGGUACUGUCUCUUGUUAUGAUAUUUUAAAUAUAAGCACUAAGCGAUGUUGAAAUCUAAAAUGCAGUGCUUGUUUCUUCUGUCUUUUUAAAAACAGAGGCAGAAGACAGAGCCCUGAAGCUUGUGCCCAGCAAUUCAGCCCUAGAGGCAGGGACCUGCUGUCUGCCCCGUAAAGCAGCCUGGCUCUGACUGUGGGCAGGAGCAAGUGGGAGGUGGAAU
Messenger RNA from Lepus europaeus (European hare), 532 nucleotides. RefSeq names its product POTE ankyrin domain family member B-like. The transcript has 4 exons. Gene Ontology annotation, molecular function: protein binding. The record is from RefSeq and is a predicted model, not a curated record. The coding region runs from base 11 to 343 and encodes 110 amino acids. NCBI's taxonomy places the organism in Eukaryota, Metazoa, Chordata, Mammalia, Lagomorpha, Leporidae.